ACCAGCGUUUGGUCUCGAGUGGCGACGUGUACAGGAACUGCGCGAUGAGCUGCACAUAAACAGUUCGCUCACGGCGCUUCAAAUACAUUAGGCCAUUGUCUUCUAUUCAUUCAUCUGACAUUUGAUUUCAGGGUUUCAUCACCUGUUUAUGACAUUUAUCAGUAAAACCAUGUUUAACCGUGGAAAAUCUCAGUUUAGCCACCUGGCAGUAUUUGUGAUGCUGGCUUUGAAUGUUCAGGCCAGGCCAGCGAAUAUAUCAGCAUUAAAAGACAAACACCCCAGCAACAGUAAGGAGGACAACGAGAUCCUUCCACCGGACCAUCUGAACGGUGUGAAGAUGGAGAUGGAUGGUCACCUCAAUAAAGAUUUUCAUCAGGAGGUGUUUCUGGGGAAGGAGAUGGAGGAGUUUGAGGAGGACUCUGAGCCCAGGAGGAACAGGAAGAAACUCAUUGAAAUCUUCACCAAGGUGGAUUUUAAUAAAGACAGGAGCGUCAGUGCUAAAGAAAUGCAGCACUGGAUCAUGGAGAAAACAGAAGAACAUUUUCAGGAAGCCGUUAGAGAAAACAAGCUCAGUUUUCGUGCUGUGGACCCUGAUCAGGAUGGACAUGUAACUUGGGAUGAAUACAGAGUGAAGUUUUUAGCCAGCAAAGGUUUCAAUGAAAAAGAAGUGGCUGAGAAGAUCAAAAACAAUGAAGAACUGAAAGUGGAUGAAGAAACUCAGGAGGUUUUGGAGAGCUUGAAGGAUCGCUGGUUCCAGGCAGAUAACCCUCCAGCUGACCAGCUGCUGAAUGAAGAGGAGUUCCUCUCGUUCCUGCACCCAGAGCACAGCAAAGGCAUGCUCAGAUACAUGGUCAAGGAGAUCGUCCGAGAUCUUGAUCAAGAUGGAGAUGGAAAGUUGACUCUUGCUGAAUUUAUCUCCCUCCCCAUGGGAACUGUGGAGAAUCAGCAGGCCCAAGAUAUCGAUGACGACUGGGUUCGUGAAAGGAAGAAGGAGUUUGAAGACGUCAUUGACGCUAACCAUGAUACGAUUGUAACCAUGGAAGAGUUGGAGGAGUACAUGGACCCCAUGAAUGAGUACAAUGCUCUGAAUGAAGCCAAGCAGAUGAUUGCUGUGGCGGAUGAGAACCAAAACCACAACCUGGAACUAGAAGAGAUCCUUAAAUACAGCGAGUACUUCACCGGCAGCAAACUCAUGGACUAUGCCCGUAACGUACAUGAGGAGUUCUAAGACCGUCUCCUCAAGUCUUAAUGAAUAAGAAUAGCAUGUAUAUAUCCCUAUUCCCUAGAGUGUCGCAAGGAUGAUGUUGGUCCUUGCUUGCUUCCCAGAUUGGGAUCAAUAAGUGCUUUUGGACAUGUGUUUGUAACUGUACAAACCUGCGAGCCACAAAACCUUCUCUAAUGUUGCAAUGUGCAGGUAUGACACAUUUAAUCGGACUCUGCCUUCAUAAUGUCAUGUGAUUUCCAUAUGAGCCCCAUAAAGUCCUAUAUAUAAUUAAUGUUAGACACUUUGUCACUUUCAUUAUGUUUUUGAGUGUUGAUUAUUAAGUGAAAUGUCUGUAUAUGAGGAUUUGGUGAGGGGAAAGAGCGUUUUAAACUUCCAUUGAUUAAAAAAAUAGAUUUAAUGUAAAUAAUUUAGUUAAUUGGAGUGCCAUAAUAUAUGUUUUGGGUGGGUUGCUUUUGAAAGGGUUUGAGCUUCCUGAGCUACGAUGUGAUAUUUCCAAAGAUGACGAGCCAGCAAAAUGAUUUGGGUGGUAAUUUUGUGAAAACUGUAAUAGCACUUCUAUUUGAAAUCAUUAAAUGCAAAGCAGUCAAAACGU
Messenger RNA from Rhinichthys klamathensis goyatoka, 1817 nucleotides. RefSeq names its product stromal cell derived factor 4 (gene sdf4). NCBI's taxonomy places the organism in Eukaryota, Metazoa, Chordata, Actinopteri, Cypriniformes, Leuciscidae. The transcript is spliced from 7 exons. Gene Ontology annotation, molecular function: calcium ion binding. Bases 149 to 1228 code for a protein of 359 amino acids. The record is from RefSeq and is a predicted model, not a curated record. Gene Ontology annotation, cellular component: endoplasmic reticulum. Gene Ontology annotation, biological process: calcium-ion regulated exocytosis.